CAAUGUCUAAUAACAAAGAUGAAUUGCAAACUUCCAGAAAUUCUGACAAAUGGACUGAAGAAGUUAUAUCUAAAAAUAAUAUAAAAUAUUACGAGUACAAUAAUUUUUAUAAUAUUGAAAGAAUCGACGACGGGGACUAUGAAAAUGUUUAUCGCGCAAAUAUUAAAAACUCGGAUCAAUAUUUUGUAUUAAAAUCUUUUAAUCUAGACAACGCCACUAUAUUAUGUGAGCUUAAACUUUAUCGCAAACUUAAUUUUCAUGAAAAUAUCAUUAAAUUUUUUGGAAUUACAGAUAAUAAAGAAAAUCGAGAUGGCCAAGUGAAAAAAUAUUUAGUGAUGGAAUAUGCCGAUGGUGGUACCUUUCGUAAAUAUUUGAGAGAAAAUUUUGAAAACCUUACUUGGAACGAUAAAAUUAAUUUGGCUUUUCAACUAUCUUGUGCCGUAUCAUAUUUACAUGACGAAAAAAUUGUACACCGCGAUCUGCACUCAAAUAACGUAUUAAUUCAUCAAAAUAAUAUCAAAUUGACCGAUUUUGGGCUUUCAAAAAGAAUUGAUGAAAAAAUCAAGUUAUUCGGGACGAUUCCUUAUAUUCCUUAUAUUGACCCAAAAUGUUUUAAUGGACAAAGAGACAAUCAAAUACAAACCUAUUUAUUAAAUGAAAAGAGCGACAUAUAUAGUGUUGGUGUAUUAUUAUGGGAGAUAUCGAGUGGGAAAUUACCAUUUGAUGAAGAGAAUUAUGAUCUUAGUUUAAUGUAUAAGAUUUCACAAGGACUGAAAGAAACCCCUAUACCAAAUACACCCGAAGAUUAUAUAAAGAUUUAUACUGAAUGUUGGAAUAACGAACCGAUCAAUAGACCAACUAUUAUUCAAGUCGUUGAUAAAUUAAAAACAAUUAUUACAGAAACAAACGUAAAACAAUCAGAGAAUGUACCAAAUUUAAAUAGAGAAUUACCUCAAAUAAUUCAAAAUUUUAUGAAGUCGAAUAUAAUUGAAAUAGAACCGACUACUCAAAAUAUUAACAAAAGUAUAUUUGAAGAAGAUCUAAGUAUCAUAAUUGAUGAAUUGGUUAAUCUUUAUUUUAAGGAAUUAAAUGAAGGAAAAGAAGAAAGUGUAAGGAAACAACAUAUAUUUGAUUAUAUUAAUAAUCAUAAAUUAAAUUUACAAGAAAUUUAUAAUUGGCUUUUAAAUAAUCAAAAUGAUUCAAAUUCCGUUUAUUUACUUGGAUAUUUUAAUUAUCAUGGAAUUAAAAUUAAUAUUAAUAAACAAAAGGCUUAUGAAUUAUAUCAAAAAGCAGCAAAGUUAGAAAAUAGUGUGGCACAAGUUGAUCUUACUUAUAUGUAUGUUAAUGGAAAAGGUGUUGAUAAAAAUUAUAAUAAAGCAUUUGAAUUAUCUAAAAAAUUAGCAGAAAGAGAACAUUCAAAUGGAAUAAAUAUGUUAGGAUAUUGUUAUGAUCUUGGAAUUGGAACUGAUAUUGAUAUGCAAAAAGCAUUUGAAUUGUAUCAAAAAUCGGCAAACUUGGGAAAUAUUAAAGCUCAAUAUAAUCUCGCUUUAAUGUAUGAAGAAGGAAAAGGUACUGAAAUAAAUCAAAAAAAGGCAUUUGAAUUAUCAAAAAAAUCAGCAAAAGGAGAAUAUUCAGAUGGGAUAAAUUUAUUAGGUUAUUAUUAUAAAAAUGGAAUUGGAACAGAUGUUAAUAUGGAAAAAGCCGUUGAAUUUUAUCAAAAAGCUGCAAAUUUAGGACUUGAUGUGGCUCAAUAUAAUCUUGCUUUAAUGUAUGAAAAUGGGAAUGGAAUUAAAAAAGAUAUUAAUCAAGCAAUUUAUUGGUACAAAAAAUCUGCUAAACAAGGAUUUCAAAGUGCUCAAACUAGAUUAAAUAAUCUUCAAGAGUAGAAUGAAUUAUUACAUGAAAUUUUUGAGAAAUUUAAUAAAAUAUUUUACUAUUUGCAAAAUAGAAGGUUUUAUUAUUCUUUAGUUUCAAAUACCGUUAAAGUGUUAAAAUAUUCUGCUAUCCAUUAUGUCACGUGAUAAUAUAAGAUUCUAUAUAGUUUAUACUUUUUAUUUUUUAUUUUGAUUUUUAAAUAAUAAAUAAAGAUUUGCAAAAUAUUAUGUUUGAUAUUCCCAUGAUAUACGCUUGCAUAUGUGUUUGUUGUGUGGUCACUGGUCACCUCACGGAAAAGGUGAAACCUCCUUUUUUUAGAAAUUUAUAAUUUUUUAUUCACAUGCCAAAUUAUAUUAUAAUUUGUUCAUUUAUACAAUCAAUAAAAAAAUAAAUAAAUAAAGAAAAGCUUAUAGUCAAAAAUAAAUGUUAUGUUUUUUUCUUAAAAAUUUGGUU
Messenger RNA from Rhizophagus irregularis DAOM 181602=DAOM 197198, 2328 nucleotides. NCBI's taxonomy places the organism in Eukaryota, Fungi, Glomeromycota, Glomeromycetes, Glomerales, Glomeraceae. The record is from RefSeq and is a predicted model, not a curated record.